AUGGCAGACGAGACGGAAGAAGAGCAUGACCUAGAAGGGGAGCUGGAGGAAGAAGAACAAGCUACUGAAGCGGAUGAAAUAGAUACAAAAGGAGCAAUCGACGCCGAAAGUGAAGAGACAGAACCUUCAAGUGAAUCAGAGAAGAGCACCAAAUCUAUCGGCAAUACGCUCAGUGAUAUAUUUUAUCACAGAUACUUUAGAGAUAUUGUGAAAAGUACCAUUGUAUUCGUCAUCGCAUUGAAAAUGGCACAAGAGUGCAAGCACAUGCGGAUUCCUAUCAAAGAGUAUCAACCAUUUCAUAGACUUUAA
Acanthoscelides obtectus is the source of this 309-nucleotide messenger RNA. NCBI's taxonomy places the organism in Eukaryota, Metazoa, Arthropoda, Insecta, Coleoptera, Chrysomelidae. The record is from the annotation of a GenBank genome assembly.